AUGAUGCUGAAGGUGAAAGGCCACCAUGGCAUGAUCGACCUCCUGGAUUGGUUUGAGACCUCCGACAGCUACCUGCUGGUGCUGGAGAUGCCGGAGAACUGCCAGGACCUGUUUGAGUUAAUCUCCGUGCAAGGUCCCCUGAAAGAAGACUGGGCACGCAUACUCUUCCGCCAGGUGGUGGAUGCCAUGGUGCACUGUCACGCCCAAGGGGUCACCCACAGAGACCUCAAAGAUGAAAACAUCCUGCUCGACACCCAGACGGAGAAUCUGAUUGACUUCAGCUCGGGGGCUUUGCUCCAUGAUUCCACCUACAGUAGUCUUGACGGCACUAGGGUAUACAGCCACCCAGAAUGGGUUGCAUUUCGUAGGUACAAGGCGGUGCUGGCCGCGGUGUGGUCUCUGGGCAUCCUCCUGUAUAACAUGGUUUGCUGGGACAUCCCAUUCGAGCGAAACCAAGACAUCGUCCAGGCUCAAGUCGUCUUCAGAACCAAAGUUUCUCCAGAAUGUGAAAAUUUAAUACACUGGUGCUAAUCCAUUUGCCCCUUGAAGCAUCCCUCUCUGGAGCAGAUCCUUCAGCAUCCCUGGAUGAAAAGUGCGUACGUAAUGCCGCAAACGUAAUCUGAGACUCAAUAGGCGACCUGCUAUACAUGAGUCUGGUCACUAGAGGGCUCUGUAUACCAGCCAAUUGCUAAAUGGCCACCGCCAGGCUUCUGGAU
Molecule: messenger RNA, 716 nt
Organism: Bufo bufo (common toad)
Lineage: Eukaryota; Metazoa; Chordata; Amphibia; Anura; Bufonidae
Product: serine/threonine-protein kinase pim-1-like
Biological process (GO): regulation of mitotic cell cycle; protein autophosphorylation; negative regulation of apoptotic process
Cellular component (GO): cytoplasm
Molecular function (GO): protein serine/threonine kinase activity; ATP binding
Source: RefSeq, a predicted model, not a curated record